Molecule: messenger RNA, 2560 nt
Organism: Bactrocera latifrons
Lineage: Eukaryota; Metazoa; Arthropoda; Insecta; Diptera; Tephritidae
Exons: 3
Coding region: 231-2537 (768 amino acids)
Source: RefSeq, a predicted model, not a curated record
UGAGCACUCUGUUUCUAACAGCUGUUGCAUAUCGCAAAACAACCCUCAACGCGGAAAUAGCAUUAUAUUGCAUUGCUAUGCAUUACCGUUAAAGAAGUAAAAGGUAAUAAAGCCGAAAAUAUUCUUACGAAGCUCUAAUAUAUUUAAUUAAACAAAUUCGUGAAUUCAAAUGCAUUAAUCCAAGCUAUGUGGUUGCCGAAUGAAAAAGUGUCAUUGUCAAAACAGCUACAAUGCUUCAUAUGGAAUAUCCUCAUCAAGCUAUCUACGCGCCGUUAAACCAGGUGAUUACUGAUUCCGACGAGGAAUCAGAGGAGGAAAUUCACAACAGUAUAAAACAUUCAAAGCAAAAAAUAUACCAGCAACAACAGGUAAAUCAAAACGCAUGUAUUGUUAAAAAGGAGCCUCCCAGAAGUCUCGCACUACGCCAAUUACAGAACGACUUGAAUACUACUCAUCUUAAGUGUCACGAUUCGCUUGUUUCAUCGAAAACAGGAAAUAAUUCACUAAACAACAAGGGACAGGAGCGAAGACCCAGCAGUUACACGACCAACAUGCAAAACACUUUUCGUUCCGUGAUGAUGUCCGAUAUCGGAUUAAAUGACCAGGCCAGCAGUUUUUCAAGUUUCAAUAGCGACUAUGAUGAACGUAACCAUCUUGAUGCUGAUAACGUAGCUAUUUUGGGACGCGGCAGCUUGAAGGAUCUCAGCACACAUGAACCUAUGACACCGGCACGACGUUGUUGUUUCAUAUCUUCGUUGCUUUUAUGUGUGUUUGCUGUUUUUGGUUUUGUUUGGUUGGUGCCCUGCAAUAAAUCAUGCCCCGCACCUGUAGAUCAAAUACGAACACACAAUUGGCUCAACAACUACACAAAUAUCGAACUGAAAGGCGGUGUUCACGUGGUGGGCGGCUUACGCAGUUGGGAAAAUAAUUUAAUAUUCUUGUAUCGCGGUGAUGAUUUCUUCCCGAAUAACAACAACGCCAAACGCAAUGGCAUUAUAUCGCUAAUUGGCAGUUCUGGAGCUGUAGCCUGGUACGAUCAAAUGGUUGACGAACCUGUAGCCAUUGAUUGCACACUAAUAGACGUAGAUCAAAAUGGACGUUCCGAUUGCUUAGUGCUUGAUGAAUUAGGUAAAUUGGGCGCAAUAGAUCCAAUUUCCGGUAAAUGGUAUUGGCAUUAUAAAGAACGUUCACCACACAGAGUAGAUGCGUUGGAUUUCCCCGUAAUACUGCCAGAUUUAGAUGGCGAUGGCGUUUUAGAGAUAUUAAUGGUAACUAGCAUCCCUUAUGAACUGCGCACACGCAAUCUUGUGCAUAAAGGUGAACUGCGUGCUGGAAAUCAUCGGGUCGAAGAGAGAAAUUUCUUACGUAUACUCUCCGGCCGCAGUGGCAAACCAAUGGGUGAUGGCUUUAAGGUACAGGAUUGCGAUGUGUUGCACAAGUUGCAAUUGGAGAACUCUCAAAAGGUAACAUUCAAUUGUUGGCGCAAUAAUACCGAAGCGCAACGUUCGAAAAGUUUAGCAGACUUAUUUGCCUUAAUAACAAAUAAAUCGAUUGCAACGGGCCAAAAGCUUAUGCCCGCUUCCAAAAUUGCGCAGCACCGCCACUAUGGCCAACGCAAAGAAACCGACGCGCAACGCAACAUUUACUCGCUCAGUGGGCGUGAACUGAUCGUGGAAAAUCGCGGUAAGUGCCCAGAUGAUUGCAACGUCACGUUCGUGCUACGCGAAACACACGGCAACAAAACUACCGUCCUGCGAAACUUCACCAAUUCCGCAAUGUUUGGCAUGGUGCCGGCACAAUGGCAUUUCAAAAAUACCAAAAAUGAAAUGUCAGGUUUUGUUAUGAAAUUUUGGAAUUGGAACAACCAAAAGGAUGCACUUCGCACACCAAGCAAGGUUGAGCCCUCAACCAAAGCAAACAAUGCGCGCAAUAGCGCCGCAACGGCAAACAAAAAGGCCAAAACUCACAUUGGCAAGGAGAAUGCCACAAAAACUACCAAACAGAACCACAUCACGUCAAAUAAGACAAAACGUCAAAGUGAUAAUGAUAAAUUACACAACGAAGAGCUGGUACAUGACUUCCCCACGAAGGCGUUUAGCGCAUUUGACUAUCUCAUACAAAAGCGACACACCUACACAUUGCCACUAGCUGAACAGAAUGUCACCCGUCGGCGACGUAGCAGUAACAGUAAUUUACUGCUGAAUAACUACAAAAUGCAUAUGAUUACAGAAACUGUAAUGUUGGUCAUAUUCACCGGCGCUGAUUAUCGCAUCGAAAACACCUCACAGAGCAAUAUUGUACAAUUCUGUCGAAAUGAUCAUAACGAAAUUGUAUGCCAGCCGGAUCUGAAUAACCAGGAGAACUCUAUGCUCAUUGCUGAUUUCGAUAUGGAUGGCUCACAAGAAUUGGUUUCGUAUUCGUCGACUUUCACAGAGCAUGGCGAUGACCCUGAAGAUUGGCAGUUGGUAACAUAUGUACGUUUGUUGCGCCUACAGGCGGAGAUGCCAGUUGUCUAUGGCGAGAAAUUAGUUGAAUAAAAUAUAUUAAAAGGAAAUGGGAC